GAAAGUGAAAGGGGUGUUGAAUCAACUCUAAUAAUUAUUAAUUUUAUUUUAAGCUUACUAAAUCAAGAUUUUAUGUUUAUCUAACCAAAAUAAUCCUCAUUAGUAGUAGUACUAGUAGUAGUUGUACUUCUUUGUUCUAGCACAAGAAUGAAACCUCUUCUUCUUCCUUCUUCUUCCAUUAUUAUUUUAUUUUUCUCCUUCACACUUUUGAUGAUCUCAAUCAUCAAUAUUCCAACAUGUCUAUGCGAAGAUAGUACCCAAUACACGAACUGCAGCUAUGCUUUUAAAUGCGAAAGCAAAAUUAGAAACCUGAACCUGAAGUAUCCGUUCUGGGGAGGAAACAGAAAUCAAUAUUGUGGUAGUGUUGCUGCUGAUCCUAAUACAGAGCUCACAUGUGAACGAAGUGUCCCAAAGAUAACAAUCAAUUUUGCCAAAUACCGUAUUCUUGAUUGGGACAAUACAACACAGAAACUCACAGUUGCAAGGGACGAUUACUCACGUGGUGAUGUUUGUACUGUGAAUAACAAUUACCAGAACAGCUCAUUUGAUAACACACUGUUUCAACGUUAUAACGGUGAUGUUUCUACCAUCACGCUGUUGUACAGCUGUGAUGCAGCUCCAAAUUCACAGAAUUUGUUUGGUAGAGUUGACUGCGGUGAUGGUAAAUAUGUUGUGUAUACGGUUGUUUAUGCUGCUUCGGGCAUAUGUAGUCCGAGUGUUAUUGUUGUGAUUCCGAUUUUGGGAACCCUUGCUGCACAACUUGUAUCUGGAAAUGGAUUAGAAGAUGCAUUAAAAGACGGUUUUGAUUUGAAGUGGACCGGAAAUUAUGGACAGUGUCAGGGGUGCAUUGGUUCUGGCGGUGUGUGUGGGAAUGAUGGAGGAAGUGAAUUCAGAUGUUUCUGCAAAGAUGGACCUCAUAAAACUUCAUGCACUUCCGAAAAGGCCUACUCCUCAGGUGCAAAACGGAACUGGAGGCCUAUUGUGAUAGGGGCAUUAGUUGCUGGAUUGGGAGUAACUAUGUUCUUCAUUAUUAUGCUUAGACGUCACUUUAAAAGGGGUAUAGAUAGUAAGCAAAUGAGUAUUUUCACAAAAAGAAGAAAAGUUGUUGACCACAAUGUAGAGGUUUUCAUUCAAAGGUAUAAUUCAUCGAUGCCAAGAAGAUAUACUUAUAGAGAAGUAAAGAGGAUCACAAACUCGUUCCGAGAUAAAUUAGGCCAAGGAGGAUAUGGUGUUGUGUACAAAGCAAGUUUACCUGACGGUCGUCAAGUGGCGGUGAAAGUAUUAAAUGAGUCAAAGGGAAAUGGAGAUGAAUUCAUAAAUGAAGUUGGUAGCAUUAGUAGAACAUCACACAUAAACAUUGUAUCACUUUUAGGCUUUUGCUAUGAGACAAACAAAAGAGCACUAAUAUAUGAAUUCAUGCCCGAAGGAUCGUUGGAUAAAUUCAUCUACAAAAAUGGAUCCCCUGACGCAAUUUGUAAUUUUGAUUGGAACAUAUUGUUCCAAAUUGCAAUUGGCAUUGCUAGAGGACUAGAGUACUUGCAUCAAGGAUGUAACUCAAGAAUUCUGCAUCUUGAUAUCAAACCUCAAAACAUUCUUUUGGACGAAGAUUUUUGUCCUAAAAUAUCUGAUUUUGGACUAGCUAAAAUAUGUCAAAAGAAGGAUAGUAUCGUGUCAAUACUGGGGAUCAGAGGUACUGUAGGAUAUAUGGCACCAGAAGUAUUUAGUAGAACAUUUGGCGGAGUUUCCUACAAAUCCGAUGUAUACAGUUAUGGUAUGUUGAUUAUUGAAAUGAUCGGAGGAAGAAAGAACUAUGAUACCGGAGGAUCAUGUACUUCUGAAAAGUACUUUCCAGACUGGAUUUAUAAGGAUCUCGAGCAAGGUAAUACUUUUUUAAAUUGUCCAACAAUCACAGAGGAAGAAAAUGAUAUGGUUAGAAAGAUUACUUUGGUGAGUUUAUGGUGCAUUCAAACAAAUCCAUCGGACAGGCCACCGAUGAAUAAAGUAAUUGAAAUGCUACUAGGGCCAGUUUCAUCCCUUUCAAUUGCUCCAAAACCUGUCUUAUCUCCUCCUGAAAUGCCACCACUACAAGUGGCAGAUAUGUCUUCGUCGGAUUUGUAUGAAAUAAAUUCAAUUACAGUAUCAAAAUAAUUGUUCUAUCUAUAAUUAUUUAACUUCAAAAUCAAUUUUAUAUAAUUGUAUUGAAAGAAACACAAAUUAAAUUGGUACUUCUAAUGAAAGACUUACUGAAAUAUGCUUGUAAUGUAACUUAGUGAUCAU
Molecule: messenger RNA, 2277 nt
Organism: Trifolium pratense (red clover)
Lineage: Eukaryota; Viridiplantae; Streptophyta; Magnoliopsida; Fabales; Fabaceae
Product: LEAF RUST 10 DISEASE-RESISTANCE LOCUS RECEPTOR-LIKE PROTEIN KINASE-like 2.1
Exons: 3
Coding region: 148-2148 (666 amino acids)
Biological process (GO): protein phosphorylation
Molecular function (GO): polysaccharide binding; ATP binding; protein kinase activity
Source: RefSeq, a predicted model, not a curated record